Messenger RNA from Ectocarpus siliculosus, 2364 nucleotides. The record is from the annotation of a GenBank genome assembly. Lineage: Eukaryota; Phaeophyceae; Ectocarpales; Ectocarpaceae.
AUGCUGGCGCAACUGGCGCAGCAGCAGCAGCAGUCCUCCCCCUCCACCGCCGCAACGGCUACGCCGUCUACCGAAACCAUCGGCACCGACGCCGGCGGCAACACGCCUCCCCCCCCCAGCGGAAGCCUCUUCCUCGGGGGCGUCGGCGGCGGCAAGGACGGCGCCACCGCGGUCAGCGACGGCUGGGUGGUUGGGUCGCCCUCCCCUACUCUCCCCCCGUCGUCCUCCAACGAGAGCGGCGGCGGCGGCGGCGGCGGCGGCCGCGUGAACAUUUCCACGUGCGAUUCCGGCGGGCAGUUGUCUGGGACGACGUCUUCGGCGUCGCUGCCGAGAGCGUGCUCUUCGCUGUCCUUCGCGGACCUGGGCGACCUGUGCGGGGAUCAGGAGGGAGGAGACGUUUUUCUAGUCGGGGGGGAGGACUGCGACGACGAUGCCCACGGGUCGGGGAUCGGUCUUGACCUGUACGACCUGGGACAGGGGGGCAAAGACCCUUUUCUUCCCGAGGGGCAGCAACGCGCCGGUCGGUGGAGCUCCAUCUCCACUAGGUCGUCGUCUUCGACGGCAUCCACGGACGGGGAAGAACUCUCGGACGAUUCGCUCUCCGUCGAUGCGGACUGCAGCGGCAGCAGCAGCACGCCGUGCAGCCCGUCUGCGGUCAGCUCCGGCGAGCCGUCCUUGCUGGCGGCGGCGGCGGCGGCAACGAGAGCCGCCAAAGCAAUCAAGACCGAGGCCCGGCCCGACGGCAGCGCUGGUCUAGAAGCGGGCGCGGUACAGCAGGGGGUUGCCGCUGGGGGCGCUUCUGCCACCAAGAGCGGCAUCGACCAGGAGAUGGGAGAGCUGUCGGAGCUGUUCGCUCCCGAUGCCUUCCUGAUGAGUACCGUCCUGGACACCGAGAUGGAGGCCGGCGGCGGCGGUGCGGCGCGAGCAGGAGCGUCGGGCAUCGAGGUUUCGAUCGAGCCCACCGCCACUGAGCCCAGCAAGGCCUCGCAGCAUGCUGCUGCUGCGGUCGGCCCUAGGCCUACGACGGCAGCAGGGGCUAGUGCUGUCGCCGUCACUGCGCCGGCCGCGGUGGUCAAGAUGGAGUUCCUGCCUGCCGCGGGAGCGUCCGCUCCUUCUCCGGCAUCACCACCCGCUCCCACUGCUGCCGCUGCCGCCUCCGUUUUGCCGGCACCGGCAGCGGUAGCUCCGAAACAGGAGUGCCGCUGCGGACAGGCGGCGUGUCCGUCGCUGAUCACGGCCGCCCGAAAGCGACCGGUGGCGGAGCUCUCGCCUUCGUUGUCGGGGGCGGACGGCCCCGCGCCGCUGUCCAUGGUCACGGGCCUGCCCUUCCACCAGUCCUCGCGGCAGCGGAAGCGGCAGCGGAGCCUCGCCCCGGUGCUCUCGGCGCCGCGCACCGUGAGCUACGAGUGCUCGCUCUGCAAGGAGAGCUACCCGUCCGAGAUCGCGUCCAACCCGUGGUGGUCGCUGUUCCUGCACGAGUGCCCACGGUGCCACCGGAUGCAGAUACCUCGAGUCGACGCGACGAGCGCGGCCGUGAGCGUGGACUACAUCCACGCCGUGUGCGCGGAGGAAGGGGAGGGCUGCGACAGCGACGGGUACGGCAGCGAGUCGUGCUCCGACAGCGACGACGACGUUACCGAUGACGGCAGGGAGAGGGAAGGGAUAGCCGCCUUCGACACGGACAUCAUCGCGGGGGACUCGCAGGCCGGCUGCAAGGAGGGCCGCCUGUCGACCUUCCAGGCGUCCCGCCUGCUGGUGCUCAUGUCCCACGCCAGGACGUGCCCCGGGCACCACGCCAACCCCAAGCACGCCGAGGUCUGCCGGUCGACCAAGUUCCUCAUGCUGCACAUGCGCGACUGCACGGGUCACACCGCUAACGGGGAUCCGUGCGAGCACCGGUGGUGCCGGCCGUGCAAGAGCCUCCUGAGCCACCUCGUCCGGUGCCCGGACCCGAACACCUGCCGGAUCUGCACGCCGCUCGACCUACCGGGCCCGCUGCGACAGCUGCGGGAUCUUAACGUCGCCCAGGCGCGGCAUGCCUCCGCCGCGGCCGCCGCCGCCGCUGCCGCUACUACUUCUACUACCGCUCCUUCUUCUGCUGCCGUGGCGGUGCCCGGCGUGGGCGGUGUUCCCUCUUCGCUUGCGGCGGCGGCGGCGCCGGCUGCUGCUGCCAGGGUGCCGUCGAUGCCGGCUCCUGCGACGGCGGUAGACGCCGCUACCGUGAAGUCUGAGGAGAUGUGCCGCCCCGCCGGGGCCGCUACGGCGAUGGGGCUGGCGGUUUCUGCGACGACGACGACGUCGCUGCGGCAACAGCUGCAGCAGCGGGUGGUUGGGGGUGCGGGAGGGGUAGUCACGACUCGUUGA